Trichoplax adhaerens is the source of this 1305-nucleotide messenger RNA. RefSeq lists its product as uncharacterized. The coding region runs from base 1 to 1305 and encodes 434 amino acids. The record is from RefSeq and is a predicted model, not a curated record. Gene Ontology annotation, biological process: amino acid transmembrane transport. The transcript is spliced from 16 exons. Gene Ontology annotation, molecular function: amino acid transmembrane transporter activity. Gene Ontology annotation, cellular component: vacuolar membrane. Lineage: Eukaryota; Metazoa; Placozoa; Uniplacotomia; Trichoplacea; Trichoplacidae.
AUGGCGCACAUCGACGAUGGAGCCCGAAGCUCUUUCAAAAUAUUUGCUAACAUUUUCAUCUCAUUCAUUGGUUCUGGAAUCCUUGCCUUGCCAUAUGCUUUUAAAGAAGCUGGUGUCAUCGAAGGCAGUUUAAUUCUAUGUAUUGUUGGUUUAUUAAGUAUCAAGGCGAUGCUUUUGCUAAUCGAUUGUAAAGAUGAAAUUAGUACUUCCAGAAGAUGGACACGAACCGUUAAUAAUAAUAAUCUUAAUGAAGAAGACUCUGCAUUUAAAGCCAAACCAGUAGAAGUUAGCUAUGGCGAUUUAGGAUUUUAUGCACUCGGCUAUUCUGGACGGAUAUUAGUUGAAACUGCGAUAAUCAUUUCACAAACUGGAUUUGGAUGUGCGUAUUUAAUUUUUAUCACCGAGAAUUUAAAAACCAUGGUGGCCGAUUAUCGAAUGUUAUAUUAUUUAAUCAUUCUACUACCUCCAUUAUUUCUGUUGGUUUGUUUGAAAAGUUUAAAAAGCCUUGCUGUAUUCAGCCUCUUUGCUGAUUUUGCCAAUGUUUUAGCCUACGGAGUAGUAUUUUGGUUCGACUUUGCUCAUUUUGGCUCCAUUGAAAUUCAUCCCAGGGUUAUGUCUCUUGAUGGAUUAGCUUUCUUUCUUGGAAUUUCAAUAUACUGUUAUGAGGGUGCCGGGAUGAUUUUAGAGCUGCAUGCCUCUGUUGCGGCCGAUAGCAAAGAUAAAUUUAAAAAUCUAUUCAAGAUUUCAUUAGUUCUAAUUACGGUGUUAUAUAUCGCCUUUGGAAUGUGUGGCUACUUGUCCUUUGGACCUGCUACAAACAAUAUUAUAACGUUAAAUCUACCACCUGGUGUGAUGCCCUUAACCGUCAAAAUAUGCCUGUGCUUCGCUCUAUUUUUCACUUACCCAAUGAUGAUGUUUCCUGUUAUCCACAUCUUGGAAGAAAAAUUCCUAAUCCGUAAUAAUUCUACUAGCGCUGGGCUUCUACUUCGCGCCGGAACGGUAUUGCUGACUGGAGUAAUUGUCCUUGCUAUUCCAAAUUUUUCCACGUUGAUGGCACUAGUUGGGUCAUGCUGUUGUACAUUGCUAGCAUUUAUUUUGCCUGGAUGGUUUCACCUUUGUAUAUUUCGUGGUGAAUUGACUAAAACUCAGGAGGUAUUAGACUAUGGGCUAAUCGUGAUUGGAUUCAUUGGGUACGAAGGACGCUUUGGGAAGACUGAUGACGUCGGCACACUAGACGUUGGAAUCACUAAACAUACCGCAAUAUUUAUGAUUCUCUUUCUCCGAUUGCAAAGUUUUGCAAUGUGA